GCCGCCAUUUUGACUUCCCGACCUUGGGCUAUUGCUGGCCGCUGUCUGCAGUCAUUCCGUGCGGUCAUGUCUGUGCUGGUGCCGCAGCUGCUGAGGGGCCUAACAGGCCUCACCCGGCGGCUCCCGGUGCAUCGUGCCCAGAUCCAUUCCAAGCCGCCGCGGGAGCAGCUCGGGACUAUGGAUGUUGCCGUUGGGCUCACCUCCUGCUUCCUGUGUUUCCUCCUGCCAUCGGGCUGGGUCCUGUCACAUCUGGAGAGCUACAAGAAGCGGGAGUGAAGGGGGCUGUCCUGUCCCUCACCCUGUGACCUGACCACCCCUGGCCUGUCCUGAUCAUGUCUGCUGCAUUCCUGGCCGGCCUUCCAUGGAUCAUGUCCUUCAAUUACAGUGACCUCUUCUACAAUCAUGACCUCUUGAUUUCUCCAUGGUGACAUCCUGGGACCAAACAUAUUGGUUUAUAAGGCCCCAUUCAGUAGGGCCCUCCUUGUCACAAUAAAGUCUAUUUAAACCUUG
Messenger RNA from Nyctereutes procyonoides (raccoon dog), 510 nucleotides. RefSeq names its product cytochrome c oxidase subunit 8A, mitochondrial. The coding region runs from base 67 to 276 and encodes 69 amino acids. Gene Ontology annotation, biological process: mitochondrial electron transport, cytochrome c to oxygen. The record is from RefSeq and is a predicted model, not a curated record. Gene Ontology annotation, cellular component: mitochondrion. The transcript has 2 exons. NCBI's taxonomy places the organism in Eukaryota, Metazoa, Chordata, Mammalia, Carnivora, Canidae.